Molecule: messenger RNA, 2779 nt
Organism: Chara braunii
Lineage: Eukaryota; Viridiplantae; Streptophyta; Charophyceae; Charales; Characeae
Source: the annotation of a GenBank genome assembly
CCAAUACAAUAACAAGCAACAACAAGAAUGCACAGCUAUUUCUCCUUCCCUCUUACUACUUCCUUCUUCUCCUGCCCAUGUGCAGUUUUGCACCCAUUAAACCACCAGUACCUCCCUCGUGUUUAGGGCCGUGCCGUUUCGAACGAAUACAGCCCUGCGCAAACGAAUACAGACGUGCGCGGCAGGUCAAUUCAUCCAUGCGUUAAUGCCCUAAAAUCAUGGUGGAGACGACCGUUUGCUUCAGGAACUCAGACCGUACCGUAACUUGGGCAACGACCAUUUCACAUUGUUUAGACGUCAAUAGGUCACACUAAGGUUGUGUAUAAGUACCAUAAUAAUGAUGAGUUCGAUGCUGUCGCUCCCUUUGCUCUCUCUCUCAGAUGACGGCAUAUCGACUUGUAUCCCGAUGCUCUGAAUGAGUGGGCUCAGCAACAGGUGGCCAGGCCAUGCUUGGAAAGGCUUGAACUCUCGACCCCUAUCUCGAAGCUCUACGGUCUACCGCCUUUCCCCUGAAUAGAAUGUGCACUCAUUAUACCUGCAUUUGGGGUCACUAUCAGUCUAGAUACGGCAAUAUUGGCCGUAUCUCCUAGUCGGGGGAUGACGGUAGAACCGUAGAACACAAGGAGAUGCCUCGUGGAUUGAACUUCAGAAAAGACGAUCCGGAGACAGCAAGCGGCGAACGCAAUUGACACAGGAGAACGUGCUCGCUCUCGACGGCAAGGGGUGGAUCAGAAAGGCACUUCGCAUGGAACUAGUAGAGAAUCGCCCGCAACUGUGUUGUGGCUUUCGCAGAUGAUCCGGACGUAGCCAAUCGCAAACAAUACUGACACAGAAGAACGCACUUGCCGGGACCCUCCAAAAGAUCAGGUAGUUGUCGUCAACAUGUACAGUCACAUAGAACUUGAGAAUCGGCCGUAGCUGCGUUGCCGCCUUUCAAUGACGACCCAGAGACAGCCAGUCACAAACAAUAUUAACACAGAAACGCCCCAUGCCUGGGCCCUCUUAAACCACCAGUACACGGCCCCAGCCUUGCAGAAAGAUUUCGUCGCCACAAGAAAGUCUCUGAGCAACUUUCGCAGCCGGCGCAGGCCAUCGAUGGAAAUCGUCAAUGGCCAGCGUCGUGCUUUCGGAGGCGGUGGAAGGACCGCGUCGGCCUCAGGUGCCCAUGUCCUGGUGGUUUAUAGGUCAAUAGCAAACGCAAUUGAUCACAGAAGAACACACUUAAAUCAUCCCGUGCCUGGGCCGUCUUGAAGGUCGGGUCGUCGUCGUCGACGUUGGCUGGAAAGGUACUUCACAUGGAGCUUGAUAGUCGCCUGUGGCUGUGUUGUGGCUUUCAACAACGACGAAGACGGAGAUCGCCAGUCACAAACAGUAUUGACAGAGAAGAACACACUUGAUCUCACUGAUGCAUCAUCCUGCAUACGAGACAUAAACGGCUGCUGAACCAUCCUGCAGCACGUGUCAACUGUGGCCUUCAAUCCUAAGCAUUCUUGCAGUCAGGUCGUCGUCACCCACAUUGGCGGCUGAGGUGCGUUUGAUGAUUGCUAGCUCGCCUCACACUUCCAAAGCCUUGAAGAUUCGCUACCUCCCAAAAUCCUCAUGGAGUUCGACGACCAGCAAAUUGAGUCCCAAUUACACAGUCUCUCCUUUCCGACAGUCGAUCAUGAUGCCGCAUUGCGCAAGCUGUCAUGACAAGUCAAACCAAUGUCUGGGACAAUCGCAGGCGUCAAGCAAGUAAUCCUUCAUGCAGUCAGUCCCGGGUCACUGAGAGAAGGGCGCUCCUGGAUCGGGGUAGCGCCAGCUGUGGAAAGUUUGGUAAGAGAGUGYUUAGUGGCGGCGGCUUYAGCAACGAUGGAGRGGGGCACGGAGAUGGAGGAACUGUCUGCGUGGACCACUGUGAUCAACUACAGACUACAGUUGGAGGAGAUGCAAAGGACGCUAUGCCAGGUGAAYGUGGAUCUGCAAUACGAGGUGCUGCUGGAGGGAGAAGAGACAUAUGAUGGGCUGGAUGAGGAGCUCUACGAACUGAUUCUCUCUCGACAGCGGGACGCGAGUGACAGAGCGMGGGCGAUCGCCGUCUUCUAURAYUGMGUUGACAUGRCACAGCGGAUAAAGGAUAAGUUYUCUGACCUCUUGGCGACGAGACAUGCGCGUGGUUUGCCARGCACUGASAUACAGACUGCWUCUACACCUCCAACAUCUUCUGCAAUAUCACCAACAAUACUAACCUCACCAUCUUCGACGACAUCGGAUUCGACAUCCACUACUACAUCAUCGAUGACGACAUCGGAUUCGACAUCCACUACAGUUAUAUCAUCGAUGGCGAUAUCGCCAUCUGCAGCAGCGAGGCCAGUGAAUACGACGAGCUCUGCUCAGCAAUGGGGGCUGCUUGAGCAGGCUGACGUGGCAAGGGGGCAGGACGAGGGGCUGCCCGCUGGGGCGGAUUGUGCAGAUCGUCUCUACUUGGACGCGCUCACAAGUUGCGGAGCCAGGGGCCUUGAGGAGGGGCAGGGCCUGUGCGCCGAGAUUGUUGAGCAGUUUUACAAGGAUGGCGAUGACGACACCGCUGUUGAUCUCACUGAUACCGACCUCGCUGCUGAGGAUGAGGUUACGAAUGUGAUGGCAGCUGCGACGGAAACAACGAUAACAACAACGUUAAUUACAUAAUAUGCAAACAUGAAACCUGUGAUGAGAUCAAACAAGGGGAGGGCACUGAUCCGACACGUGGCACGCCGACAGGAUAGGUCUUAAACUUGCUUAGUAAAUGUUAUAACUCCCU